UUCGAUGGAAACCUAGUCCGUCAUUGUCAUGGCAACGGUAAACAGAGGAAGAGGUGAGUUGAAGAGGCGAAACUUUAUAGUUUACAGGAGCCAAGAGAAACGACUAGCAAAACAUGUCGGAUGUUGGAUCAGAGGAUUUUGAUGAUGAUCAGGGUUACCUUGGAGAAUAUGAAGGGGACCGAAAUGAAGCUGGAGAGAGACAUGGGGUCGGGAGAGCUGUCCUACCCAAUGGAGACACUUACCAAGGAAUGUAUGAAAACGGGAAAAGGUCUGGCCAGGGAACAUACCGAUUUAAGAAUGGGGCCAGGUACAUUGGAGAAUAUUACCAGAACCUGAAGCACGGACAGGGUAUCUUCUACUACCCAGAUGGAUCCAAAUAUGAUGGCAGCUGGGUUGAUGACCAGCGCCAAGGCCAUGGCCUCUACACAUACCCCAACCAAGACACAUAUGAAGGAGAGUGGGUACACCAUCAAAGAAAUGGACAAGGUAUAUACCACUACAACGACACAGGUUCCAGAUACAUGGGCACGUGGGUGAUGGGCAAGAUGGAGUCAGCAGGAGAAUUCAUCCACCAGAACCACAGAUACCAAGGCAACUUCCUCAACAACAAUCCGUCAGGCCCAGGGAAGUAUGUGUUUGAAAUUGGCUGUGAGCAGCAUGGAGAAUACCUGCAGGUGGAUCAGGACAGAGGGGAUGCCGAGGAGGAUGAGACAGUAUCCACCAUGGUCCUAAAGUGGAAGCCCAAGGCUGUCACGGGCCUGUCCCUCUGGACCCCAGCCAAAGAUCCAUCCUCGGACGGAGAAGGACUGGCCUCCGCAGACGAGAAAGGGGGAUCCAAACCUCCCACUCCAGAGACCUGAGACCUUGCCAGAUUCGCACAGCAAACACACUUCAAUAAUAAAGACAUCUCUCUCAUAA
Molecule: messenger RNA, 918 nt
Organism: Oncorhynchus kisutch (coho salmon)
Lineage: Eukaryota; Metazoa; Chordata; Actinopteri; Salmoniformes; Salmonidae
Gene: rsph1
Product: radial spoke head component 1
Exons: 9
Coding region: 114-860 (248 amino acids)
Biological process (GO): axoneme assembly; spermatid development
Cellular component (GO): motile cilium; nucleus
Source: RefSeq, a predicted model, not a curated record